This is a messenger RNA of Portunus trituberculatus (swimming crab), 2853 nucleotides long. RefSeq lists its product as uncharacterized. The transcript has 5 exons. The record is from RefSeq and is a predicted model, not a curated record. Gene Ontology annotation, molecular function: protein binding. The coding region runs from base 144 to 584 and encodes 146 amino acids. Lineage: Eukaryota; Metazoa; Arthropoda; Malacostraca; Decapoda; Portunidae.
AUGUUGGCUUGAGACAGCAACGUGGAUCAAGUAGUCAGGUCACUGUGGCGUUUGCUGGCCGGGUGUGAGGGCGGCGGGGCACAGUCUCCGCGUGGUGGUGGCGGCGGUGCACGGGAUGAGGCAAUCACCGGUCGUGCGAGUGCAUGCAGACUGGAUGCUUUCCCGGUGCCACCAUACGGAAGGUGUCGUCACGAGGCGGACUCUCGCUGCUCCUGAACGUGACGCCUGGGAUCAAACACAAGAGUAACGGUGCACUUUCCUCAGGCCGGGCGGGACAACAGAACAGGACACCAGGAGCAGGACACACCGAGGCUAACAUGUACUUGGCUGCCGCAGCUCUAACAGUCCUCAUUAUUGUUACUGAUUUCGCGAGGGCCGGGGCAGGAUUACAGCUGUAUGAAGGGGAUGGGUGUCUGAACCGCUGCAUUUUCACCUCUUACUACAGUCCAGUCUGCGGCACCGACUACAUCACCUACCUUAACCCCUCCUCGCUGCGCUGCUGGAAGAGAUGCCACUACCCAGAGCUGGCCGUGGCUCACUUCUCCACCUGCAUUGACUGGAUCACGGGCCAGAACCAGACGUAGGACGACGCUGAUCCUGCCACUCUUCCCUCGACUCACCGGGACCACCAUGGCUUUGGGAUGACAGGUCGCCUCAUCACCGUGUCUUGAAAGGCGUGUUCUGUGUUCACCUACGUCCACUUUAGCGACUUAAUGGCAGCUUGCAUCAACAUUUUUUUUUUUUUGUGUGUGUGUGUAACCUCUUUGUUUCCGUCUAGUCUCUGAAGGUUCCUGCUUUUUCCUCCCUGGCACUGAUACCGAGUUUUUAUGUUCAGCAUCAAUUGGUGUGUUUUGAGGACCGCUGCGCUACACGUGGCGCUGAUAUUGAGUAUCUGCUGCAGGGAAAAAAUCUAAAUACACGUAUGUACAGUAGAUGGCAUGCUAAUAGAGAGAUAUAAAGACAGUUUAAGGUAAAGGUAAUGAAAUCUGGUCUAAUGUCAGUAAACAUUCGGCAGUGCAAAAGUUCAGCAUUUCAUGUUUAGAUGCAAUCAGUGUUCCACCUGUGCAAAGAGUUCAAUGGAUUGUUUUUUUUUAGAUGAUCUUAUUUAUCAUCUAUGAAGUAACUUGUCAAGAGAGAGAGAGAGAGAGAGAGAGAGAGAGAGAGAUUUUGUAUGCUUUGCAGCAUUAGUAAUAAUCUUAAAAUUCGAAAUUUGUGCAAGUUCGUAUAUAUAAUUUUAACAAUUUGUUUGCACCAUCUUCUUGAUACAAAAAAAAAAAAAAUAAAUAAAUGAAACUAAAAAAAUAAGUAAAAAUAAAAACUAAAUGAAGAAAGUUUGUCCACACUUUAUUGGGAAUAUUUGUCCUAUGUGAAGAGUACAGAGAUGUUAUGUGUUUUGAGAAUGAGCAGUAAUCACCGCCUCUGGAUGGUAAUGCAUGGCGACAAGCAUUAAGCAUUGCAGUGUGUGGAUCGGUAAAGCAAGGCUGAUGGACCAAUAAACAAUCAAGGGCGCACCCAUACACACAUUUUAUUUAGCCUGAGAAUUACGUAAAUAUACAUGUCUGAAAUCCCCUGGCUUGCUGUUUACGAGGUACGGAGAGGGAGGGGAAAUAGAAAGACUUGUGUAAUACUGUCAAAAUGAUGACGUCUGGCAGACCCGUCGAGGCGAGUAGCGGCCAGCAAGGGGAGGGGGGAGUCGAGUCAAAACUCAGUCAGUGUUGGUGGGAAGGUUGUACGGUGUGGGUGUGCGACGCUCCGCUUCUUUGGGCACAGCAUGCGUACCCUACUGCCCUUGCUGCCCCACGCCGGCAUCCUGCCACCCGCUGUGUGGUAGUCGCUAUUGCAGUGAACCCGUGACUUGCACUUCACGUAUAGUUGCAGUGAGUCAUGCCUACCGGCUGUGUGGAGUAUAGUAUUGAUUUGGUGCUUCCCGUGUUGAUUUGUGUCUAGGGCAGCUGAGUUAAACCCCGAGCAGGUGGUGAUGGUGGUGGAGGUGCUGCUCGAACACAUGCUCCUCUAAGGUGGCCAGGAACCACUCACAAACCAGUGCCGGGGAGCGGGAAGCCAUGGAGUUCGACCGUCAGUCCCUGGACGAGUGGGCUAAGGACAAGCCCCUCAGCAUCCUUCAGUUGGACCCGGCCGACCGUGCAGUUCUCAAAAUAGCAGGUGAGUGUUGGUAAUAGUCUUCCUGAGUCAUGAGUGCACUGGAAGGGAAGCAGACUGAGUGAGCAGUGACUGUACACCACCCCUUCACUCCCUCUAGUCUUCCACACCACAAGGUAAGUCAGGAGGUCCAUCAAAUCACCUCGUACUCUUCACAAUAGGGAAAUACUAAGACAAUACCCCACUGCUAUUAAACCUUCACGUCUCUAUAAUGUCAUUGCCGCGUGUUCUGCUCUUCUGGUGGCUUGGUUGUGAAUCGAUGUGUUUUGUAUGAAUGAAGGAUGGUUUGCUGAGGUUACGUUGCGGGACAAGGAAGAUGAAGGAAAGGAAUUUUUAAGGAACUGUAAGGAAAGAUUGGUUAGACUGGGAAGAGUGUGGAAAUAGUAGUAGUAGUGGAGGAAAGGGUUAUUUUUGUAGAUUAAUCAGAAAGGUGAGAUGAAGUGAAAGAAAAAGGAAGAUAUUUAGAGUAUUGAUAAAGGGAUUAAUGAGGAAAUAGUAGUGAAUGGAAGAAGACGAGAGAAAAAAAGAUGGAAGGAGAAUUAAGAAAAGAAAACUUAACUACUCGGAAAUUAGGAAGAGAAGAUGAAAUGAAGUAAAUAGAUGAGAGAUUUAUAGAAGAAUAUCUGAAAAAAAAAACAAAAGAACAGUGAAGGAAGAUGAAGAUGAAGUAAAGGAAGGAAGGAAGGAAGGAAG